Molecule: messenger RNA, 2871 nt
Organism: Rattus norvegicus (Norway rat)
Lineage: Eukaryota; Metazoa; Chordata; Mammalia; Rodentia; Muridae
Gene: Ggt7
Product: gamma-glutamyltransferase 7
Biological process (GO): glutathione catabolic process; glutathione metabolic process; negative regulation of response to oxidative stress
Cellular component (GO): membrane
Molecular function (GO): glutathione gamma-glutamate hydrolase
Source: RefSeq, a predicted model, not a curated record
CCUGGUCCUCCUCCUUCUGUUCUGAGCAUCCAUUUCCAUUCUCCCAUCUCCUUCAUUCAUCCGCUGCAUCCUGGACCUCUCCCCUUCUCCCUCAGCCCUGUUAACUGUCUGGUGGGGAAAGGGGUAUUUUUGCCUUAGAGGCGUAGGAUGCGACACAGGAGAGGACGCAAGGACUGCAGCAGAAAGGACUAUGAUUACCUUUUAGGAAGAACCCAUUGAGAAGGAAGGGACGCUGGAGGGGAGAGCCUAUAGAACAGCUGUGAUCACCUAGUAAAGGCUUGUCUCUAGCCACAGAGGACAGGAUAGAGGAAACCAAGUAGGAGACUGCAGCAGGCGGGAUGGAGUCUAGAUCUUAAGGAGAACUUCACCACAGCCGGGGAUUAUGGGAAGCAGAGUGUCCGGAGAAGAUCUGAAAAAUCUAUCUCUUCGUGUCCAGAGAUGGAUCCGGACUCCUUCCUGAAGUCUGCCCGGCUUCAGCGAUUGCCUUCAUCUUCCUCGGAGAUGGGCAGCCAGGACGGGUCACCACUUCGCGAGACGCGCAAGGACCCAUUCUCAGCUGCAGCAGCCGAGUGUUCCUGCCGCCAGGACGGGCUCACGGUCAUCGUCACCGCCUGCCUCACUUUUGCCACGGGUGUUACUGUGGCGCUGGUCAUGCAAAUCUACUUCGGGGAUCCCCAGAUCUUCCAGCAAGGUGCUGUGGUGACGGAUGCCUCCUGUUGCACGGCGCUGGGCAUGGAGGUGCUCAGUAAACAGGGCUCUUCCGUGGACGCAGCUGUGGCAGCAGCCUUGUGUUUGGGAAUAGUGGCUCCACACAGUUCUGGCCUGGGCGGGGGAGGCGUGAUGCUGGUACACGAUAUCCGCCGGAAUGAGAGCCACCUAAUUGAUUUCCGGGAGUCUGCACCUGGGGCCCUCAGAGAAGAGGCCCUGCAGAGAUCCUGGGAUACCAAGGAUUCUCCUUCCCAGGAACCCCCCUUCCCCCAGGACCCCUCCUCCUACCCCCAGGACCUCCUCCACCCCCUGCUCUCCGGCCCCCUCAGGCUGCCCUGGUCCCAAGUCCUGGCCUUCGCAGCAGCUGUGGCCCAAGAUGGCUUCAACGUGACCCAUGAUCUAGCUCAUGCCUUGGCUGAGCAGCUGCCUCCCAAUGCAUCUGACCGCUUCCUGGAAACUUUCCUGCCGUUGGGCCACCCACCUUUGCCUGGCUCCCUGCUGAGACGGCCUGAUCUCGCCGAGGUGCUGGAUAUACUUGGCAUCUCUGGCCCUGCUGCCUUCUACAAUGGUGGCAACCUCACGCUGGAGAUGGUGGCUGAGGUUCAGCAUGCAGGGGGUGUCAUGACCGAGGAGGACUUCAGCAACUAUAGUGCUCUCACGGAGAAGCCUGUGUGUGGAGUAUACCGAGGCCACCUGGUUCUCAGUCCCCCACCCCCACACACAGGCCCGGCCCUCAUCAGUGCGCUCAACAUCCUGGAGGGCUUCAACCUCACCAGCCUGGUAUCCCGCGAGCAAGCGCUUCACUGGGUAGCAGAGACCCUGAAGAUUGCAUUGGCCCUGGCUAGCAGACUGGGAGACCCUGUCUAUGAUUCUACCAUCAGUGAGAGCAUGGACGACAUGCUCAGCAAGGUGGAGGCUGCCAACUUCCGGGGCCACAUCAGUGACUCUCAGGCAGCCCCUGCCCCACUCCUGCCUGUCUAUGAGCUGGACGGGGCUCCCACAGCUGCCCAGGUGCUGGUCAUGGGCCCUGACGACUUCAUCGUGGCCAUGGUCAGCUCCCUGAAUCGGCCUUUUGGAAGUGGCCUCCUCACUCCCUCCGGGAUCCUUCUCAACAGCCAGAUGCUAGACUUCUCCUGGCCCAAUAGGACUGCUAACCACUCUGCACCCAGCCUGGAGAACUCGGUACAGCCAGGGAAGCGGCCCCUCUCUUUCCUUCUGCCCACUGUAGUCCGACCAGCAGAAGGGCUCUGUGGGACCUACCUCGCUCUGGGGGCCAACGGAGCUGCUCGAGGCCUCAGUGGCCUGACCCAGGUUCUACUGAAUGUCCUGACCUUGAAUCGGAACCUGAGUGACAGCCUGGCCAGAGGACGCCUCCACCCAGACCUGCAGUCCAACGUCCUGCAGGUGGACAGUGAGUGCAGAGCAGGUGAGUUCACCGAGGAAGAGAUUGAGUUCCUGGAAGCCAGGGGUCACCAUGUGGAGAAGGUAGAUGUCUUAUCCUGGGUCCACGGCAGUCGGAGAACCAACAACUUCAUCAUUGGUGUGAAGGACCCUCGGAGCCUGGAUGCAACCGGAGCCAGCAUCCUGUAGAGCAUUGGGGUGGGCGGGACCUCUGCUCCCCGCCUUUGCAUGUUCCCAGAGUCCCUCUCUCUCCCAGGUUUGGUCUCAGGGGGACCCCAUGGAUGCCUCAGAUCAGGGGCCAGAGGGGAUGCUUAGCAAACCCUAUCCCAGAGUAACUGGAAAAUUCUCCAACUGGAGGCCUUUGGCGGUAAUGAUGACAUCAGUGUCCAUGACCAGGCAGACAGGACCUUGAGGAGUCAGAUUGUCUGUCCGCCUCUUCUCCUCUCUCAGCCAUGCUAUCCUUGAGCUUAGGGAUGUGCUUGCAAACCCUUCUCAAGGGUCUCACAACCCCAACACCUUCAGACUGGUCUGACCCAGGCCUUGUCUUCCAGCUCCCUUUUCCUGUAUCUGGCCCCGUUUCUUAAGUGACUAGGAUUUUUUUUUAAAUUGGCCACUAUAGGGAGAGGUAAUCCUCCCCUUCCACCAGGUUGAAGCAGGGGCCUUGCAUUUGCAGGUUCCCAGGCAGCCGAGUAGGGGUGGGGGUGGGUAUCAGCUCAGGGGCUUCCAUUUGCAAUGGGGAAUUAAAGAAAGAAUAUUGCUUAA